CGGCGCGCGUGGAAAAUUUCACACAGACCUCACGAAGACUUCAUCGGGUCACUGUGAGCUGCCGUUUGUUUAGACGUACUCAUCUUUACGUGUGCUAUUAGUCUGAACCAUGCGUGAGUGUAUCUCAGUGCACGUGGGUCAGGCUGGCGUCCAGAUCGGCAACGCCUGCUGGGAGCUGUACUGUCUGGAACAUGGCAUCCAGCCGGACGGUCAGAUGCCCUCAGACAAGACCAUUGGGGGCGGGGACGACUCCUUCAACACAUUCUUCAGCGAGACGGGGGCGGGCAAGCACGUGCCCCGGGCAGUCUUCGUGGACCUGGAACCCACAGUUAUAGACGAGGUCCGCACGGGCACCUACCGUCAACUCUUCCACCCGGAGCAGCUGAUCACCGGCAAGGAGGAUGCCGCUAACAACUACGCCAGAGGCCACUACACCAUCGGCAAGGAGAUCGUGGACCUGGUUCUGGACCGGAUCAGGAAGCUGGCUGACCAGUGCACCGGCCUGCAGGGGUUUCUGAUAUUCCACUCCUUCGGGGGAGGGACGGGGUCAGGGUUCACCUCCCUGUUGAUGGAACGUCUGUCUGUGGACUACGGCAAAAAGUCGAAACUUGAGUUCUCCAUCUACCCAGCACCACAGGUGUCCACCGCCGUUGUUGAGCCGUACAACUCCAUCCUCACCACCCACACCACCCUGGAACACUCCGACUGCGCCUUCAUGGUCGACAACGAGGCCAUCUACGACAUCUGCCGGCGUAACCUUGACAUUGAGCGUCCGACCUACACCAACCUGAACCGGCUGAUCGGCCAGAUCGUGUCGUCGAUCACCGCCUCCCUCAGGUUUGACGGCGCCCUCAACGUGGAUCUGACAGAGUUCCAGACCAACUUGGUGCCCUACCCGCGCAUACACUUCCCUCUGGCCACAUACGCCCCUGUCAUUUCAGCGGAGAAGGCCUACCACGAGCAGCUGUCAGUGGCUGAGAUCACCAACGCCUGUUUCGAGCCAGCCAAUCAGAUGGUCAAGUGUGACCCACGUCACGGCAAGUACAUGGCCUGCUGUAUGCUGUACAGAGGUGAUGUUGUCCCCAAGGAUGUCAACGCUGCCAUAGCAACCAUCAAGACAAAGAGAACCAUCCAGUUUGUGGACUGGUGCCCCACUGGUUUCAAGGUCGGCAUCAACUACCAGCCACCAACUGUUGUACCUGGAGGUGACUUGGCCAAGGUCCAGCGUGCGGUCUGCAUGUUGAGCAACACCACGGCCAUAGCUGAGGCCUGGGCUAGACUUGACCACAAGUUUGACCUUAUGUACGCUAAGCGUGCAUUUGUCCACUGGUACGUGGGUGAGGGCAUGGAGGAGGGUGAGUUCUCCGAGGCCCGUGAGGACCUGGCCGCCCUGGAGAAGGACUAUGAGGAGGUGGGCGUGGACUCGGUCGAGGGGGAAGGGGAGGAGGAGGGGGAGGAGUACUAGCCACGCCAGCCUGACCAGAAGCUGUCGGUACAACAGCAGCAACAGCAGCAGCAUCAGCACAUACGGUGUUGACCAAUAUGACCAAUUAUGACCUCACAUAUCAAUUAAACGUCGAAGUUUUUUUUUUUCUUUUUAAACUCUGGCGGAAAAGUAAAAUAUCUACAAUAAAUUAUUGUCCAAACAUUCAA
Physella acuta is the source of this 1653-nucleotide messenger RNA. RefSeq names its product tubulin alpha-1A chain. Gene Ontology annotation, molecular function: structural constituent of cytoskeleton; GTP binding. Gene Ontology annotation, cellular component: microtubule. The record is from RefSeq and is a predicted model, not a curated record. NCBI's taxonomy places the organism in Eukaryota, Metazoa, Mollusca, Gastropoda, Physidae. Gene Ontology annotation, biological process: microtubule-based process.